AUCUAUCGUUAUCCGCUUUCCUCGCCGUCCCUGUCGGUUUAAAGCUUUCGCAGCGUCCCCGGAUUUGACUGUCAUGGCUGCCAUCCGCUGUUGACUAAACUACGUUAGGUUUCGCUAUGAGGACGUAACAGCGCGGGUCUGUGAAUUGAACAUGGAAGUGGAACACACCAACCCAAGCAGCCAUCCUGAGGAUGCUAACCAAGCUGGUGACAAUGAAAGAGGCAACUGGUAUAGACGCCUACGACUCAGGAAAUCCUCAGCUUCAUCUCUUGCUGUGAAAAGUACGACAGAGGAGGAGAAAGUAGUUAUAAAACCACUGAAGAUGCCAUCCCAAAAUGAACCCCAGGCUCACCAAGGUGUCAACAGUUCUAGCAGCAAGCUCACAUUCACUUGCUCUGACUGUAAGGACAACACAAAGUAUAGUCCACCUGAUUUGUUGAACCACUUCAGUGUCUUUCAUGGAGGAAAAGGAGACCCACCAGUUUUUCCUUGUGACAUAUGCAGUUUUGCUACCCCUGAGUUCACUAUCCUCCAGCAGCAUCGCAUGAAGCACAAACAGUGUAGGCUCACAUGUGACAUUUGUAAUGACAAUGUUUUACAAACAUUAUCCCAACUCAGAAAGCACUGUAAAACUCAGCACAGUCUAAAUGGACAGUACCACUGUGGAAAGUGCAGUUUUUCAACUAAAGAGCUAAAGAGUUUUGUGCAUCACUCUUGCCCAGCCAGGACUGACUUGCCCAUAGAUAGCACUGAGAAAUCAGGUAUUAAACCCAUGAAUGGGGAACUGAACGGAAAUCAUUUGGCUGCUGCUGGUGGAGCACCUCAGAAAGAGGAGCUCAUAAAGCCCAUAGCUACAGACUGCCGUCAGGGGUGGAGAAGAAAGAACUGGUGGAAAAAGAAAGAUGUUCACCCAAAACAUCACAGUAUUAAUGCACCAGACUUGAAAGUCCUGCUCACAAAACCAGAAACUCAGUGGACAUCCUCAGGGUUUCUGCCUUUCUCAGCUGCAGGUUUGCUUGAUGAAAACGGUGAACUUCUAAAUCCAGCCAGGACCUUAGAGGAGACUCAGCAGUUUCUGGAGAGGACCGUGAACAGUGGAAAGAAAUGGCCAGUCAGUCUAAAAGGUGAAUCAGAGCUUGCAUCUCAGCCUUGUACUGGAUCUAAAAUUAAGCAAUACAGCAUACCGCUCACUGGAUUCAGGAAUUCUGGGCAGAAUAAACUCCCAGCUCUAAUGGAAAAAAAUAAUAUCUCAGUCCCUCCUGAUUGCACUACAAAGGUGGUUGGUUUCAAGAUGAUGGAUGGGAAAAAACAUCUAAUCCUCAAAGUCAUACCAUCAGCCAAGUCAGAUGUUUCUCCAGACACAGGAAAAGAAGCGUCUCCCGGUUUAAAUCCUGUAGAAUUCAGUAGUGAAUUGGGCAACACGAUUACUAAAAAGUCCUUGUUUCACUUUUGUGAUGAUACCUCAAGUUCUGGCCAGUCAAAAAAACUCAAUGAAAAGCUUCCUGAAGAUUCAGCAGCACCUCAGGCAGACACUGUAUAUGACUGUAACCAAGGCAGGGGUGCAUUCGCUGAAAUUUCUAGUGAACCUCCACAACAAGCUGUCUCAGGAAGCGAGGAAGAUUUUAAUGUAGCAAGUCAGAAGAACACUGAAAAACAGUUGAUGUCCCCUCAUAUAAUGUCUCACCCACACACCAUGCAUCACCUUAAUGAAGUUGUGGCAAACAUAUCAGUGGAAAUAAGUUCUCUCAGAAAGGCGGAUAUCCAAACUCUCAAUGCAAACAUACAGGAUGUAGAACACACAAAGAAGCAUACAGACUCUCAGGAAAAAGCAGUAGAACAUUUGACAGAAAACCAUCCUAAGCUUACCACAAGCCAAAAUGAUUCAGGUUGUCAUGGAGAUUUGGCUUCCAGUUUUCCAUCUGAUUUAGACAGUUUGGAAGAGGGAUUACAGUCCCAGCUCUCAACCCCGAUGUGUGAGGAAGACAGAAGCUCAAAUGUGGACUUGAUCAACAUAGAUAAGAAGUCAGGUGAAGACUCCCCAGUAAUGCAGUCACCUCUGCUUCCCUUGAAUGAGCAGAAAAUGGUGACAAUGCCGUCCAGUGCAGUUUUACGCUCUUCUACAACUCAAGAGAAAGAAGCCAUAUUCGAACUGAAUGUUAUUAAUCCAACAGUUGUUUCUUUGCAAAAACAUACUACUGAGCCUCCGUUUAAUUCCCCAGGUGAAGAUGGGGGCUUGUUAUUCCAAGACAGCGGUGAUGAGUACACAAACAAUGGAGACCCCAGAGAUGCUCCUGUCCCCUUAGAGCAGAGCUGUACAACUGAAACUGUAGAGGAACCGAAUUGCUUAGCAAUAUUAUCACUAGGAGACUCUUGCCAUAAUCCGGACCUGUAUCAGACACUAGAAGAGCUCCCUGUUACAACCAUUAACCAUUUGCUUGAUGACCCUGAAGUUACAUCCAGAGGUGUUGCACACCAGCCAGGAGAACUAGGUAGCCUGUCUGCCCAACACGUGGGCCUGCAGUCACCCAAAGCCAUACCAGUAGCAGCAACGGCAGCUACUGAGAAGAACUCUACACAGUCUGUGUGCCUGCCACCAGCAAAUGAGCCAGCUAUGAAAAGAAAGAGACUAGGACAGCCAACUACAAAUGACUCUCAGGUGCCCUUCUCUAAAUUUAGGAGGAAGCUGGUCCAAAAUUCUCAAGACAAGAACCCACCAACAUCCACCCCUUACUGGCAACCAAUUCCAGAAGCACAGGAAAGGACCCUAAGGCUCUUGCCUUACAAGACCUCACAGCCUAUAAAAGUUCCACGCCUAAACCAGCCUGUUAUAGUUCUCAAUCACCCAGACACAGACAUUCCAGAGGUGGCGAACAUUAUGAGAAUAGUUCAUAAGCACAAGGGGGCAGUACAGAAGGUAGUACUGUCUCAGGGAACUCUGAAAGCCCUUUCGGAACUGAGCUGCGACACAUUCCGGAAAUCUCUUGGAGCUAACUGCCAUUCUUCUCACUACAGAAGAGCUUGGCCGCAAGUGACCGUUAAAGAAAGGUUCAUUCUGAAACUAAAGCUGAAGAGGUUGUGUGGUAGUAAGUAUGAGGUGGCACCUUCAGCCUCUAAGACGAACAGGUACCAGUCAACCUUUAGGUGCUGGUUUUGUGGUCGGCUCUUUAAAAACCAGGAAGCGUGGGUAGGUCAUGGUCAAAGACAUCUUAUGGAGGCCACUCGAGACUGGAACAAACUAUUCAACGGUGAAGGCCAACGUAAUAGCCCUGAUCAGUCGUACUUCCAUUGAGCUUUUGUUGUGACACUGAAACUGAUGCACAGGCAUUGCUUGUUGAAAAGACUGUAUUUUACAAAAGCUUUUCAUGGGCAGUGCUGGAUUCAGAGGAUGCGGAAUAGACAGGCAGUCUGAAGUACGGUCUGCUUGUGUUUGUGCAGAUCCUAAUGUCGUUCAGGGUUUUGAGGUAUAGCCUGCUAUUUGUCAGCAAUUUACUCUCGGUAGUGACGGGUUGAUAAAACAUCUCAGGGACAGUGGGCCAACGAAAGCAGCGUUAUUUAUUUAUUUAUUUAUUUUCCUUUUAGCAGCAUCUCACUGUGAAAAGCAAUGUGCAUUAUUUGUAUAAACAGAGGGUUAAUAAGUCCUUGUUUCGAUGUGGUCUGACCCAAAUCUUCACAUUGCUGUAGGAAAGCUUUAGUAAUAUUAUGUGUGUUGAGAGGAGAUCAUUUGCCUGUAUUGCUUUGCCCUUAUUUGAAUACCAAAUAGAAUUUCUUUCCUUGAGCUAAAGGCAGGACAAUCUGUUUGAAUACUUUAUAGUUUGACCAGCUUGAAUGGUUUCCUUCCAACUUGGUAUUGAAUGUGAAACUACUGUAGAUAACUGGCAUUUAUAAUGUAUCUUAAUGGCUACAGUGCAUCCUUGUUUCUAGCAUUAAUGCACUGACGUCAGACAUGUCCUUUUGAGUGCUGACUGAUUUUAAACAAGAAUACUCAUUUUUCUCUUGAUUUUUUUUUUUUUUUUGCCAGGAAGUUCAUCGUCAUUCACAUUCCUCUGGCUUGGAGUUGUUUUUCAGCUCCACCAGGAAUACAUAAAUAUGUCUGCUGUUAGUCAUAUUGGAAGGUUUCUGAACCCAGUUGAAUUGGAGCUAUAGGCUAUUCGUUGUUUAGCCUUGACAGUCUCACCUACAUGCUUAUGUUUUGGUGAAUAGACUAUAAGCAAAUGUAAGUUAUAAAGAGUUAUAAAGCUUUAAAGGCAUAGUGAUAUUUUGAGACUAGAGCACUUCACUGUCGACUGUGCUGAAACGCUGUUAUGUUCUUAGAAUCCUGUGACGUUUGUACACCAAGGGUGCUCACUGUUAUUUUUUGCCUGUGCUGUAGUGAUAUUGCUGCAGAUGAUUGUUUCACUCUGCUGUAGGUAAAAUGAUUUUAUUUAUACCUAAUUUGUAAAGACAUCAGUAUUGUCAAAGAUCAAGCUUCAUUCCAAAUCAUGUUUUGUGUUAUACUCUUCACAUCUUAAUUCAUUUCUAUGUUGAGAACUUUUAAAAAAAUCUGUGUUGCAUCUUUUAUUUCAGGUGAAUUAGGCCAAUACAAAUGAAUGUUUCUCUUGAUUAUCGUUGCACUUGGUUACGACUGUGAUCCUUUCCGUUUGGAUUCCAGUGUAGUAACUCAGAUCCAAGCCAGAUAAAAUAAUUGAAAAUGAUUAUUUUUACUCUAGGCCUCUUCUUCUCUGAGUAUAAGAUCAAGAUGUUGUCUUUUUUCUUUUCUAAGAUUAAAACACUGGUAAAGGUGUGUGUAAACCGUGACAAACUGUGAAUAACAUUUCCUAAUAAUGUACUCAAGUGCCUUUCCUCAGGCUUGUUACACCCUGUCUCCUCGUGCUGUGUGUAUACUUGCUGUUGGUGAACAGAUGUCUGAUUAAGAGAAAUCCAGUUGAACUGACUGUUGUUUGAAGGUUUCAGGACAGCUGCAUGUUUAGUAACUAACCACAUAUGUAGAACAAAAUCAAGCGUAACUCUGAAUGUUCCAUAUGUACACUAGAAAUACACUGGACAAUUUGAGCUUAAAUGUCAUUGCAAAAAUAAC
Molecule: messenger RNA, 5074 nt
Organism: Pygocentrus nattereri (red-bellied piranha)
Lineage: Eukaryota; Metazoa; Chordata; Actinopteri; Characiformes; Serrasalmidae
Product: zinc finger protein 518A
Exons: 3
Coding region: 152-3289 (1045 amino acids)
Source: RefSeq, a predicted model, not a curated record